AUGUCACGCCAUACGCGCUAUGAACGAAAAAGAAAGUGUGCAAAGUGUAACAUCACUGCCACAGAAGAUGGAAACUUGAGUUUCCACAGAUUUCCUCUACCUGGUAGACAUACAUUUUUAAAGGCACGUGUAUGGGCUGAAUACUGUUACCCUACUGGAGAGUGGUCAACUGAGAAAUCACUAAGAGACUUGCACUGGCAACACAAAAUGUUAUGCAGUAAGCACUUUGAUGACUCCUCAUUCACUAACAGUGCGAGGAUAAGAUUACAUAAUUUUGCCAUCCCUAUUGGGACACAGGAUUUAAUGGUAAAGAUUCGCCAGGAACAAUGUACCACUGCAAGUGAAAGUAAACAAGAUACAAGUAUUUCAGUUGAAAAACCUCAAAUGCUAGAAUUGGAACCUUCGUUACCUGUUCAGGUGCCAACCAUAGCCAACCCAACUACAUCUUUACCUGUUCAGAUGCCAACCAUAUGUGAACCAACUACUGAUAGCUUGAAGAAAAUGAAUUUCAACAAACACGGAAGUGAUGCAGUACAUUGGUAUAUGCACGACUUGGCAUGCCGUGUGGUCGCUAAGUCGGGUAUUGCUACAGACAAUUAUCACGCGGGGAAACUAAUCCUGCAGAGUUUAAAAGAAGCACCUAAUCUUAUUUUGCAGAUUGACGGCGCUACUGGAGAAUCUGAAACAUUUCAAUGCGCUUUGGAGAGAUCAGUCCGGUGUGCGACUGCCUUUCGAAACAUAGGAUUAAAACCGAAUGAUGUUAUAAUUAUUAUGGCUCCUCUUAACAUUAAUCUGACUACUUCCAUGUAUGCUGCUUUCUAUAUGGGGAUAGGUGUAGCUGGUGUGGACCAUUUGCUUGGUGUCAAGGAAUUAAAAGAUACAAUCCAAAUUUGUUUGCCAAAAAUGAUAUUUUGCCAAAGUGAAAAAGUGGCUGUCGUCGGGGAAGCUUUGAAACAUCAAAAAUUGGACGUGACAGUCGUUACAUACGACAAAGGGGACACUCAUUGCAGUUUUUCUGAGUUCCUGCAAAAAUAUGGGGAUAAUACACCAGUAGAUGAUUUCCAGCCUGCCAACAUAGACCCGGAAGAGGCAAUUAGCGUACUACUAGCAACGAGUGGCACCACUGGAAUGCCGAAAUAUGCAGCCAUCACUCACAAAAACCUAGUGCUUGCGUCGCCUUACCCUUGGAUAAGGUUCCGCGAAUUUCCUACACCUAUUAGAAUGGCUUUGGUCGUAUCUCCCGUGCAGUGGGUGUCGACGAUAAAUACUUUAGUUAUGUCUCCAAUACUAAAAUUUUCACGUGUGCAAACUUCACUUCCAGUCACAACGGAGCAUAGCCAUUACCUCAUUAAUAAAUACAAGCCUGAGUUUGUGGUAAUCAGUCCCUCGAUGAUGACCAGCCUAGUAAAGCCGGGUCAACGUGAAAAGUGUGACUUCACAUGCUUUAGACUGUUCAUAAUAGGGGGCAGUGCUGUACCGCAAAAAUUAAUUGAUGAUGUAAAAACAGUAGCGCCAUUUGCAGAUGUUUGCACAGGAUACGGAAUGAGCGAAUUAGGAACAAUUGCUUUAGACCCAGUCAGCUUUAUUCCAGGAUGCACUGGACGGCCAUUAGGGCACUCAGAUUACCGCUUAGUGGAUCCUGGAACGGGAAAAGACGUUUUGGAACCACACAAAACAGGCGAACUUUGGUUUAAAGGACCGAUAACCUUUAAGGGUUAUUAUAAUAAUCCUGAAAUGACAGCUGAGAUAUACACCGAAGAUAAAUGGUUGAAGUCAGGUGAUCUUUUCUACAGGGACGAGAACUGGAACUUUUUCUUUGCCGAUCGCAUGAAACUGCUUCUUAAAUAUAAAAAUCACCAGAUAUCACCUACAGAAAUCGAAGAGGUUAUACGGACACACCCUGGCGUUUACGACGUUGCUGUGACCGGCAUACCGGAUGACGAGUGUAGUGAACUGCCAGUAGCGUGUGUCGUGCCACAAGAAAAUCAUACUCUGACUGCUCAAGAGAUUAAGGAUUUAGUUAAAAGUUCUCUUACCGAUUCAAAGCAACUAAGAGGAGGAGUUAUCUUCAUGAAGGAACUUCCUUUAACAUCAGCUUCAAAACCCAAUCGAACUGCACUAAAAAGCAUGGUUAAAAACAUGAAAAGAGAAUAG
Molecule: messenger RNA, 2154 nt
Organism: Parnassius apollo (apollo)
Lineage: Eukaryota; Metazoa; Arthropoda; Insecta; Lepidoptera; Papilionidae
Source: the annotation of a GenBank genome assembly